Rhineura floridana is the source of this 943-nucleotide messenger RNA. Its product is annotated as C-signal-like. The transcript is spliced from 6 exons. Lineage: Eukaryota; Metazoa; Chordata; Lepidosauria; Squamata; Rhineuridae. The record is from RefSeq and is a predicted model, not a curated record. The coding region runs from base 16 to 864 and encodes 282 amino acids.
ACAGCAUCUCAUUUGAUGAAGAGAUGCUUUCUGAAGCACAUUUUACAAGCAGGGAGGAAGCGGGAUCCAGAAGCUCCAACUCCAAGAGGAAGGAUGGCAACAGAUUUUACUGUUCAGAGUGUUCUGGUAACAGGAUCAAGUAAAGGCAUUGGCUUAGGUCUGGUAAAGCAGUUUCUGAUGCUGCCAACCCCACCCCAGUGGGUCUUUGCUACUACUAACCAAGACAUGGAUGGACCAAAAAACAAGGAGGUAAAGGAGUUGGCAUCCCUGCAUCAGAAUCUAGUAUUACUGCAUUUAGAUGUCACAGAUCUCAAGAGCAUCAAAGCAGCUGUAGAGCAAGUGCAAAAGUAUGUUGGAGAAUGUGGGCUGAACCUUCUGAUGAACAAUGCUGGCAUUCAUCUUGAAAGCACACUGGAGACAGAGAAUGCGAAGGAUAUGGCAGCCGAAUAUGCCAUCAAUACUGUUGGGCCACUACAAGUGAGCCAGGCAUUUCUGCCCCUGCUGAAGAUGGCAGCUCAAAGAAGCCCCCAGGAAGGGCUGAGCUGCAGCAAGGCAGCCAUUAUUAAUACAUCCAGUGCUGGAGGUUCCAUUGAAGUUGUGCUCCUGUGGAAUGUGAUGCCGGAUGUUGGCUAUCGCUGCAGUAAGGCUGCUUUAAACAUGCUCACCAAGUGCCAGUCACUGGCAUAUCCAGACUAUGGAAUUCUGUGUGUUUGCAUCCAUCCUGGCUGGGUAAAGACUCGUAGAAUGGAUGCGGACUUGACUGUAGAAGAAAGUACACGAGGAAUCAUGAACGUGCUGUCCACGCUUUCUGAGGAGGAUAAUGGUACCUUUGUGGACUGGGAAGGACGUAGAGUACCCUGGUGAGGGAUUUGCCUCACAAUGCCAAGGAGCUUACUACAUGGUCUACAGAGCCUCCAAUAAAUUACCUGAGUCUCAAGAAAAA